CUCUUAGUAUAAUUUUGGGUUUAAAAUUCUCAAAAAUAGUCCUUUAAUUUUACCUAAGUCGUAAUUUAACUUUAAGUAUCUUUAUAAUAGUGAUGGAUAGUUGUUCUUUUGGUAUAGUGAAUUAGGUGUGUCAUUAUAAAUGGAAAGCUACAGUAAUAAAGAAAGGGCAUCACAUUGUUGCCAUCCGAUUGUUUUUGGGAUAAGAAAGAGUUGUCGAAAUAUGUGACGCUUCUUUUUAAAUUUAAUAAUGGAUCAAAAUCUCGAAGACACUUUAUACCAAGUAUUACUUAUAGAAGAUCAUGAUGCCAUUAUUCAUCUUAUUAACCAAGGUGCUAAUCCAAAUAAAGUAACAAGACAUGGAAAAACUUGCUUAGGAGAGGCUGCGAAACUUGGUAGUAUUAACAUUGUUAAGCUGCUUGUUGAUGCCACACUCGCUAAUAAAACAACAUCUCAAGAAAGUAUAUCAAAGAAGCGUAAUAUUAAAUGUCACAAGAGAAAAUUGAAAUCCACAAGUCAAUAUAGUGAAACUGUAGUUAAAUACAAAAAUUGCAGUGAUCGAACAUACAGGGAGUGUCAAGUAGAAAAAUCUGUUGACAUUGAUUCAGAAAAUCAGGAGUGUUCAAAAUUUGAUAAAAAUAGAGGCUACUUUGUUUUCAUACAUAGUGAUGCUUCUAGUAGUGAUGAAAGUAGGAUUAGUCUUAGAUCACCAGUGACACAACCAGCUUUACCAUUAUCUCCUCAGAUUGAUCUGGAGUGGGAUGAAGAUAUAGGAAAUGUUGCGCCCACCACCACAGAGGAUGAAACAUGGUCUUCAAUGUACAAAUGGUAUGCUGCUAUUUUGGAAUGUACCGGUGCAGCUAUAGCUUCUGCAUCAGUAGUUACAAAUGGUAUUGAUCAACAAGAUGCAUUUAUGAGAACAGCUUUACAUUAUGCGGUAGAACAAGGCAAUGUUGCUAUUGUAAAGUUAUUUAUAGAUGCGGGGUGUAAAGUUGAAAUCACUGCCAGCGAUGGUUUAACACCAUUACAUAUAGCGGUAAUGAAGAAUCAACCAGAAAUCACCAGAUUAUUACUAGGAGCUGGAAGUAAUGUCAACUAUAAGACACAUGAAAAGAUGACACCAUUACAUUUUGCAGCAUCACGAGGGUUCAUUGAACUGGUACAGAUAUUGGUGGCUAACGGAGCUUAUAUUGAUGCGAGAGACACAAAUGAUCGGACAGCAUUAUAUUUAGCAUCAGGGCGCGGUCAUGCCGAUGUUGUAGCAUUCCUUGCAUCUGUUGGAUCAAAUGUUAACGGGGAAGAAAUACAUGGUUAUACACCAUUAUGUGAAGCUGUUUGGCAGAGAUAUACAGAAGUUGUUGAAGUAUUAUUAAGAGCUGGUGCUCGAGUAACUCAUUGCCAUAAAUUAUUACACAAUGCUAUCAUACAGCGUCAGGAGGAAAUUGUGAGAAUGUUAUCUAACUUAGGAGGUGGGAUAAACUUGCAUAAUGACAAUGGAGAUACACCCUUAUUGUUAGCAGUCCGUCUAUCGCAGCCAAAUAUAGCACAUAUAUUACUGAGAAAAGGAGCGAAUGUUAAUGGUACUAAUAGUAUAACAGGUGCAAAUGCACUUCAUAUAGCAGUUGAAAAUAUCGAGAAUUCUAAAGAUUUCGAAGAUAUGCUUGUGUGUUUGACUCAAUACAAUAUUGAUAUGAAUGCAACAGCACUAACAGGCGACACUGCACUAAACAGGGCUUUACUUUUACAAAAGGAUUUUGCUGCUGUCUUGCUUAUAAGGUAUGGAGCUGGUGUUAAUGCUUGCGAUCUUCAUUCUUGUGGUUUGGACAAUUUAUCAAUAGCUAGUAGAAGAAAAUCAUACAGAUUAGCCUCAAUGUUAAUAAAAGCUGGACAUCACAUGACCGCUCCGGAGUCUAGCUCAGUGAAUAAUCCUAAAUCUGGGAACACAGCCAAAUGGGUACUUAAUGCAUGCAAGGAACCGUUGUGUCUCACAGAUAUUUGUAGAAUAAAAAUCCGACGUUUAUGUCACAAUUCUAACUUAAUUGCUUUCAUAUCCGGAUUGCCGUUACCAAAGAGCUUAAAAAGGUUCCUUAUGAUGGAAGAUGAAUGUGAACAUAUAUUGAGUCAUGUUUAACUUAGUUAAGUGAUAGAAAUGAACUCAGUAAAGUAACAAAAACAAGUAAUUGUUUCAGUACUAAAAAAAACACAUUGUCCAUUUUUAAUUUUUAUUAAAAGAACGAAUACAUAAAGAUUCAAUAUGUAGUACAAAGAAGUACAUUAG
Messenger RNA from Papilio machaon (common yellow swallowtail), 2275 nucleotides. RefSeq names its product ankyrin-2. The transcript is spliced from 9 exons. The record is from RefSeq and is a predicted model, not a curated record. Gene Ontology annotation, molecular function: transcription cis-regulatory region binding; protein binding. Bases 248 to 2128 code for a protein of 626 amino acids. Gene Ontology annotation, cellular component: nucleus. NCBI's taxonomy places the organism in Eukaryota, Metazoa, Arthropoda, Insecta, Lepidoptera, Papilionidae. Gene Ontology annotation, biological process: positive regulation of transcription by RNA polymerase II; intracellular signal transduction.